UUUCUGAAUAUGCGUGAUUUAUCUUUUCAAAAAACGACCUCGAGUUUUAACCAACAUAAUAACUUGUGAAAAUCAUUUUCAUCAUGGAGGUUUGUGAAGAAGAGAGGAAGGAAAAUAAGCAGAUGAUGGAGGUUACGAUGCACAACAAUAGCGAAGACCCAUGGCAAUACUCGGACGACUUUGCUGAAACUAACCUGCAACUACUUGAAACACAAAUCCUAAGCGAUAUCGCAUUUUCAUUUGAAGGAGGGAAGGAGUUUGUCAGAGCGCACAAGAACAUCCUUUCUAGCAGGAGUCCGGUGUUCUAUACGAUGUUCUGCGGGUCAUUGCAAGAAUCGUCUGCGGAAAUAGAAAUACCUGAUGUAGAUGCAAUCACUUUCAAACAGUUUCUAAGGUAUCUAUACACCAAAUCGUGUGACGUCAAUGCGGAUUCGGUGAUGCACUUGAUUUACCUUUCAAAGAAAUAUGACGUGCCGGCAUUGCAAAACGCUUGUCGGGACUUCCUGAAAGAAGGUUUCAAUGUGGAAAAUGUAUGCACUAUUCUUGGUCAAGCAUUGCACUUUCAAAAAGAUGAUCUACAAAGAGAUUGUUUGAAAUUUAUUUCAAACAAAACCGCAAAAGUACUAAAGUCAGCCUCAUUUAUGAGUCUUCCACCAUCUACAGUUGAAUUAAUUAUUCAGGAAGAGUCUUUAAAAUGUAACGAAAUCGAUGUCUAUUUUGCUCUUAAAGCAUGGGCUAUUAAUGCUUGCAAACAAAAGGGAACUGAUCAUACAAACACAGACAUGAUUCGUGAAGAGAUGGGCGGUUUGCUCCGGUUAAUUCGGUUUCCAACUAUGAUUGUUGAAGAUUUUGCCAAAUAUGUUGCUGAAGAUGGAAUUCUGACACAGACAGAAAUAAUUGCUAUAUAUCGGGAUAUCUUUCUUGUUGAAUCAGUGUCUGGAUAUCCAACGAAAAGUAGACGACACCCCCCAUUGCGAGUGAAAAGAUUCAAAUCCGUCAAUGCUGAACCAUGGCUACACAAUAAUCGAAUUGAUGGUAUCUGUUUUACAGUGUCUAAAUCGUGUAGAUUGCUUGGAGAAAUUCUAUACCGUCCCAUCCAUGAGGGUACGGUAAAAGGAAAGCUAGAAGUAUAUGAAGGCAACAAAUUAAAAGUAGACUCGGAAGAAUCAGUUUACUUUGUAGCAGAAAAGAAAACGUCUAAUGUGCUGUUUCCCGAAGUUCAACUUGAUUCAGGGAAAAUAUAUUGCAUUUGCCAAACGUUUACUGGAGAAGGAACAUACAGUGGAAAGGAACCACAAUCAACACACAUCGUAAAUGAUGUAGAGAUAAAGUUUGGAGAUGGUGUUGGGUUGUCGUCAAUUUCUUCUGGUCAGAUAUGUGGACUUAUUAUCGAUUUUGACCUAAAUGUUGACAAUUAACCUCAGCAUUCAUACUUUGUUUGAAAUAAAUGCCUUGCUGUUUUACGUUCUCCAAACGGAAGAUCGGUGGAUACAGGCCAGAUAUGUGGAAUCAUAAUCGAUGUUGACAAUUAAACGUAAUAAAAGAGUUUGGAAUAAACACACGUCUCGUCUAGAACCAGUAUAAAUAGUAUGUUAGAAAGCGAGUUUUUGUUUUACCAUAAUCUUUUGCGCUUUGAUAUUUUGUUUAUUUUCAUAUCUUGACUCUCUUUUAGGGUGCAUAAUCUAUUCUUGAUCGUCCAACUUGCAUAAAUUGUUAUACUAUAAACCUUUCUUUGAAUUGAAAUCAUGCAUGUUUAUUAAUCUCGUUGAUUUUUCUGCAAAAAUGCCGUAUAAUUAACCUAUCUUACCAAUAGAUGCAAUGUAUCGGGCUUGUCAAUAUCUUUGCUGUCAUAAUUGAAUUAAAAAUAAAACAGUU
Molecule: messenger RNA, 1875 nt
Organism: Mya arenaria
Lineage: Eukaryota; Metazoa; Mollusca; Bivalvia; Myida; Myidae
Product: BTB/POZ domain-containing protein 6-like
Exons: 3
Coding region: 84-1418 (444 amino acids)
Biological process (GO): neurogenesis
Cellular component (GO): cytosol
Molecular function (GO): protein binding
Source: RefSeq, a predicted model, not a curated record